AGCCCUUUUAUAAUAAGGAAAAGCUCAGAAGAAAAAACCACUUCGAAUUUCGAAAACUGAAAAACAUUGUUUUGCCCUCUCCAGUCUCGUUUCUACAAGUCUAGAAGUGGUUUUGGGUGUUUCUCUCUCUCCAUCUCUUGAAAGAAAGCGGUUUUCGAAUGUCGAUGGAUUGGAAGGAGGCGUGCAAUUUGGGCGGGUUGUGGACGAACGAGAGGCACUGGAACUUCCUAAACUCCAUAGAAGCCACCUUCGUUAGUACGAUGGUGGAGAAUGGCGGUUUAAUUUACGCUACUGCUCUUCAUCCUCCCCUCGAUCGCUACAUUCCCGACAGAUCCGACUCUACACUCGAUCUACAAAGCCACAGAAGUACUACAAGAAAACGACUGUAUUUGUCCGUAGUCGGUGUUGAUGUCUUGCAUCCGAACAAGAUCUCCGACGCCGGAACGGAGGAAUCUAACAAAAGACGGUCAAGACAGCCACGCGAUGCAUCGGAAGAUCAGGUGGUCCCGCAGCUUGCAAACACGAAAGCUGAUAAGAUUAAUAGCAGCGACGACGAAGUCACCGUUGAAUCUACAGAAGAAGAUGGAGAAGAAGCUCCGUCAGUUUCACCAUUACACGGGAAAUCAAGUUAGAUAUGGUUUCUGUUU
Molecule: messenger RNA, 647 nt
Organism: Telopea speciosissima
Lineage: Eukaryota; Viridiplantae; Streptophyta; Magnoliopsida; Proteales; Proteaceae
Exons: 3
Coding region: 159-632 (157 amino acids)
Source: RefSeq, a predicted model, not a curated record